AUAGAAUUUCUUCAAUGAUAUCAUAACAAGUAUUUUUGUUGGGUUGGCGACAGUGGGCAAAGUCAGCUGUCAAGUCACAAUAAUAAUUUCGAAUUUUCUCGGUUUUUCACAAAUUGUGACGAUGUUGACAACAAUAAAGACCGUCGGGAGCUGUUUGCGCCGAACUUUGGGGGUCCGUUCCCUUCAAACUGCUUCAACCCUCCAACAUGAAGCAGUUUUCAAUCAUAGAGACACUCCUGAAGACAACCCCGAUAUCCCUUUUGAUUUCACCCCCGAAAACAAGAAGAGAGCUGAUGCCAUUCUUGCAAUUUACCCUGAGGGACAUAAACGAGCCGCGAUGAUCCCCCUUCUUGACUUGGCGCAAAGACAACACGGUUGGCUCCCUAUUUCAGCUAUGCACAAAGUUGCUGAAAUUUUAAACCUGCCAAGGAUGAGAGUGUACGAAGUUGCGACGUUCUACACAAUGUUUAUGCGUAAACCGACAGGAAAGUACCAUAUCCAAGUUUGUACAACAACGCCGUGUUGGCUGAGAGGCUCUGACGAGAUUUUAGACACAAUCAAGUGUAAUUUGAAGUUGGAAGUUGGGGAAACUUCGAGCGAUGGCAUGUUUACACUUUCUGAAGUUGAGUGUCUCGGGGCGUGCGUGAAUGCCCCCAUGAUUCAAGUUAAUGAUGAUUAUUAUGAGGAUUUGACGGCCAAAGAUACGGAAGAGAUUUUGAACGAUUUGAAAAAUAAUAAAAAACCAAAACCUGGCCCCAGGAAUGGCCGUUUUGCUGCUGAGCCAAUUGGCGAGCCAACCUGUCUCGCCGGUGAGCCCCCAGGUCCAGGCUUCGGGGUCCGUUCCGAUCUAUAAUUUGUAUUUAUGUAAAAUAAAAUGAAUAAAAAUAGUUGAAUUGGU
Molecule: messenger RNA, 898 nt
Organism: Tribolium castaneum (red flour beetle)
Lineage: Eukaryota; Metazoa; Arthropoda; Insecta; Coleoptera; Tenebrionidae
Gene: ND-24
Product: NADH dehydrogenase (ubiquinone) 24 kDa subunit
Exons: 5
Coding region: 122-853 (243 amino acids)
Biological process (GO): mitochondrial electron transport, NADH to ubiquinone
Molecular function (GO): NADH dehydrogenase activity
Source: RefSeq, a predicted model, not a curated record